AAAGAGGACUCUCUGUCAUCUCCUGUUAGGUUCUCUCCUAAUAGUUUUCAGGAAAAGAAAUCAUAAUGAGUCUUACAGCAAAGGACAAAUCUCUGGUCAAGGCUUUCUGGGGCAAGAUCGCCAGCAAGUCUGACGCUAUAGGAGCGGAGGCCCUUGGCAGGAUGCUUGUUGUGUAUCCCCAGACAAAAACAUACUUCUCCCAUUGGCCUGACACCAGUCCCGGCUCCGCCCCAGUUAAGAAGCAUGGUAAAACUGUGAUGGGAGCCCUGGGGGAUGCUGUCGGCAAAAUUGACGAUCUUGUUGGUGGUUUGAGUGCCCUCAGUGAUUUGCAUGCUUUCAAGCUUCGUGUCGACCCAGGAAACUUCAAGAUUCUGUCCCACAACAUCCUGGUAACUCUUGGCGUGCAUUUUCCAAGUGACUUCACAGCCGAAGUGCACGUCGCUGUGGACAAAUUCCUCGCUGCCGUGGCAGCUGCUUUGGCUGACAAGUACAGAUAAAGCUGAGAGUUCGUCGAGAGUCAAGCUGAACCUGUGUUCAUAUCAAUAAAUAACACCAAUAAAAUUAAUUACGGAUAA
Clupea harengus (Atlantic herring) is the source of this 575-nucleotide messenger RNA. RefSeq names its product hemoglobin subunit alpha. Lineage: Eukaryota; Metazoa; Chordata; Actinopteri; Clupeiformes; Clupeidae. Gene Ontology annotation, biological process: oxygen transport; hydrogen peroxide catabolic process. The record is from RefSeq and is a predicted model, not a curated record. Gene Ontology annotation, molecular function: iron ion binding; oxygen carrier activity; peroxidase activity. Gene Ontology annotation, cellular component: haptoglobin-hemoglobin complex; hemoglobin complex; blood microparticle.